Molecule: messenger RNA, 1556 nt
Organism: Vigna unguiculata (cowpea)
Lineage: Eukaryota; Viridiplantae; Streptophyta; Magnoliopsida; Fabales; Fabaceae
Product: autophagy-related protein 18a-like
Molecular function (GO): protein binding
Source: RefSeq, a predicted model, not a curated record
CCUUGCAAAACAGGAAGACAAUCCAACACAACACAACACGACAAAAUACAAUACAACUUCCCUUCUCUUGGACCUACCUCACCUUCCUCCAAUUUUCAACUCCACACAAAACCAAAACCUUCCUUCAGAAUCAAAAAACACUUCAAUUUCUACCAUAAUCGAAUCGAUUCCAUUCCCAAUAAUGUCCCACACACCACCGCAAGCCCUCGAUUCCGAGGAGCCAGCCUCCGAAUCCGCCGCCACUGCCGCCCAAACCCCCGACUCCCAUGCCGCCACGCUCCUCCACCUUUCCUUCAACCAGGAUUCCGGAUGCUUCGCCGCGGCCACUGACCGCGGUUUCCGCAUCUACAACUGCGACCCUUUCCGGGAGAUCUUCCGCCGCGAUUUCGGCCCCGGCGGCGGCGUUGGCCUCGUCCACAUGCUCUUCCGCUGCAACAUACUCGCCUUCGUCGGCGGCGGCGCCGACCCACGUUACCCCCCUAACAAGGUUAUGAUCUGGGACGACCACCAGUCCCGCUGCAUCGGCGAGCUAUCCUUCCGCUCUGAGGUGAAGGGCGUCCGUCUCCGGCGCGACCGCAUCGUGGUGGUCCUGGCGCACAAGAUCUUUGUGUACAACUUCUCCGAUCUCAAGGUGCUGCACCAAAUUGAGACCAUCGCUAACCCUAAGGGCCUUUGCGACCUCUCCCACGUUUCGGCCACCAUGGUUCUAGUCUGCCCCGGGUUGCAGAAGGGGCAGGUUAGGGUUGAGCACUACGCCUCCAAGAGGACCAAGUUCAUCAUGGCGCACGAUUCCCGAAUUGCGUGUUUUUCUCUCACGCAUGAUGGCAGGUUGCUCGCCACCGCCAGCUCCAAGGGCACCCUCAUUAGGCUCUUCAAUACCCUCGAUGGUUCAUUGCUCCAAGAGGUAAGGAGGGGUGCAGACCGAGCAGAGAUAUACAGCCUUGCAUUCUCUCCUACUGCGCAGUGGCUGGCUGUUUCAAGUGACAAGGGGACCGUUCAUGUUUUCAACCUGAAGGUUGAUUCUGGACUGAUGGGGCAUGACAGAUCGAACAGUACUUCGGAGGCUAAUCCUGCUAACCCUACAGCUGUUUCAUCUCUUUCGUUUAUUAAAGGUGUGCUACCUAAGUAUUUUAGCUCGGAGUGGUCCGUGGCUCAAUUUCGCUUGCAAGAAGGUUUGCAGUAUAUUGUUGCAUUUGGCCAUCAAAAGAAUACAAUUGUAAUACUAGGCAUGGAUGGCAGCUUCUACCGAUGUCAGUUUGACUCUGCGAGCGGUGGAGAGAUGACCCAACUUGAAUAUUAUAAUUUCCUAAAGGCAGAAGACACAUUCUAGUUGAGUAUGGAUGCAUCAUGUAUAUACUUCAGUGGAUCUUGCUUUCAAUACUAUUUGGAUUUUCUGUUCACCUCGUUGUUUGAAACUUUUAAACUGUAAAUAUGAGUACUGCUAAAUCCACUAAUGUUGUCCAAUUCACUCUGUUGGGUGCUUGUAUAUAUGAACUAUUUAACACCUCAUUACAAAUUAGAAUGAAUUGUCAGCAGCAUUCGCUCCAGAUUCACUA